AUGAAAGCUUUGGUUUCACUUUGGUUGGUUUUUCUCUUGCAACGUUGCCUGCCUUUUCUCUUGCUACUUUUGUUUUUGUGUCUGGCGCAGUGCCAGUGUCACUUGCUUAGCUCCCCACAUCACUCAGGAAGAAGAAUGGGCCACCUCGAACAAUGGCGUUCCCGUCAGAAGAUCGGCAUGGGCAAGGGCUCUCGCCAUUGCGUGAUUUGCUCUAACCAGAAGGCAAUUAUCCGCAAGUACGAGCUCAACGUGUGCCGCCAGUGCUUCCGUGAAAAUGCCACGCAUAUUGGGUUUAACAAGCUCCGUUAA
Molecule: messenger RNA, 309 nt
Organism: Trypanosoma rangeli
Lineage: Eukaryota; Euglenozoa; Kinetoplastea; Trypanosomatida; Trypanosomatidae
Product: ribosomal protein S29
Exons: 1
Coding region: 1-309 (102 amino acids)
Biological process (GO): translation
Cellular component (GO): ribosome; cytosolic small ribosomal subunit
Molecular function (GO): zinc ion binding; structural constituent of ribosome
Source: RefSeq, a predicted model, not a curated record